ACCUCCAGUCCUCUGGGGUGUCCAUGACUGACUGUCCCCACAACGGCAGGAAAGACGUUGUGGAUAAGAUGAUUCUCGGUGUGUAUUCUAUGAUUAAUGUCUGUACCAUGCACUAUAUGCAUCAUAAACUUUCGUUUGCUACUAGUGGAUAUGCUUGCAUUUGCCAACGACCAUCCUCCGCCUGCCACCAUUAUCCUGAUAGCCGGUGACCGAGAUUAUGCCUAUGCCGUAUCAACCCUCCGCCUUCGACAGUAUAAUGUCGUUCUCAUCGUACCUCCGGCGCCAAAUAUUCCACAGAGCUUGGAGUCUCAGGCUUCUGUCGUAGUGGACUGGAAUUAUGCUAUUCUUGGAAAGGACGCAGAAGCCGGCACCUCACCGAUACGGCAACCUUAUCGUAAUCUUGAUGAGGAUAUCGUCGAGCGGCUGUCGCGGCAAAUCAGAGAUUUGAAUGAAGAUCCUGUUAUCACCCUCAUUUCUUCCUCCGUCCCCACACCGCCUACCAAUAUACAACAUGAUAUUGCAGUAAAGCAACAGCAGCCAUCAAUGAUGGAAAGGAAUGCGGACUUAGGUCAUGCUGCUCAGCCUGCAUCCUCGUGCACACCAAAGAAGGCUGGCAGCACAAUCCCUACGACGCCUGUACUUUUUAAAUUCGGGUCCGUAGCGUCGCGGGCUAGAUCUGCGACAAAGUCGACGCAGACUCUCCCAGACCUUGACCGGGGCUUAGAUCACUCUCUCAAAACGAGUGAUGCACUUUCAGAACUUUCAGACAACAGUCCUACAGACGAUUUCACCAGCAUAGCUGAUGAAAAUCAGGAUGCGAGUCACGAUCCCUUCGCCAUAGCCCCCAACGCGAGCUCAGGACCAGAACACAACCAUAGCAUUGUAGAGCCUGACUUAACCCCUACCACGGGCUUGAGGAACGCUCCACUAUCUCCAUUUCCUGCCAUCCCGUAUAAUUUAGAUCCGCAGAGCGCUGCUCUUGGCUCUCCCUCUCAGACCCGUAUCAUCUCGGGAGGCACCCCCGUCUCGUACGGAAAAACACCCCAGAACUCUGUGCAUUCUGUAGUGCCCUUGUCACAAUCAGCGAACGUUGAUCCUACCUCGGCCAUGUUGGAUAAUCACAUCGUUAUGUCGGACAAAGCGGCAAUCAAGGAUGCGCUUGGAUACAGUAACAGAGAUGGAGGUUACAACAACAGUACCGACGAGCUUGCGGAAGUCUCAAUCAUCAGCCUACUUUUAAAUAAGGCCAAUGAUCCCUCGCACGCACAGGUUGCGAACUCCACCGAAUCGCACCACACUAUGGGUAAUGCUUACAAUGUGAACUCUACUCUUGCCAAUGAUUCUCCCCCCACCCACGAACCUCCCGCAAUUCCUAUAUCUCCGACGUCAUCGUCGGCACCGUCGCCAUCGACACCAUCGACACCAUCUUCAUUGAGAUCAUCUGCAUCUUCGAUCGCCUCCGAUUCCAACGUUAAGAUGGGAUCACAACAAGCAACGUCUGUUGUCACUAAUAACAAAGACAAAUCCUCAGGGUGUCAAGCACCUGCUAUCGACUUCGAGUCUGUCGAGGAUAAAAUUCGACACCUUACACCCCCGGUAUUCCUUCCGCUGAUCAAUCAACUUCUGCUGGCGAGGUCGAAAGGAAUCCCGAAUCCAUCAAGGUCCGACAUUGCUAAUGACUUAGUUCGGGUUGACAAGGAUGUAUACAAACGCGCGCGCGCAACGAAAUUCGCGGACUAUGCUUUGCUAGCAAAAGAAGCUUCUUUAAUCGAGUUUGGUGGGGGGACCACUCGAAGCAACUCAUGGGUAACGCUGCACUCAAGGUUCAGGCAGGAACUUGAUGCACCAAAGUCAUCGGCUCCUUCAAGUAGUAACAACCCCCUUACACCACAGAAUAAUACUUCUUGUGGCCCAACUUCAUCCACAUCCACAGCUCCGACACUGCCGUCAUCCACAGCCCCGCAGGAGACCACCAAAUUGGCUGCACUGAACCCUAGCCCUCCACCAGUUGUAUCAAUCCCGCCUUGCUUCCAGCCACUCAUCAACUGCCUGUCUAAGAUCCACAAGAAUGGGCUGGUGAAGCCCUUUCCUUCAACAGUGGGCCUAGUGAUUGGACCCGAGAUAUAUUCUAAAGCUGGGGCGUCCAGUCUGGCAGAAUAUUUUGAUCAAGCAGUAGAAGCUGGUGUUGUGCAAUGUGGAGGAAAUAGUGGGCAUGCGUGGGUGAGCCUCCAUCCUGAUGUGCUAAGUGGUAAGCGCUCUUGUUAGUUUGGUCUGUGCUGUCUCCUGGCAUUACAGAGCUUUAUCUUCAUCUUGUCAUUAUCUGCUGUAUGAAUAUAUGUAUUAUAAAUCAAGCGUUUCCGAGAAGAGAGCUGUAUUCCAGGGAAGUCGACACACAGGUGACAUCCUCGUCCUCUUCUAAAGCUUCGACGAGAUUUGAGACACUUUCUUUUUCAUCGUCUGUGCUUCCUUGUUCUUCCAGUGGGGCCCAUCUAACCUCCCUGACAAGUAUUUCAGCAUUGGCAUUCUGCUGGAUGUACUGACGAAGUCCGUCUUCCAACUUG
Molecule: messenger RNA, 2561 nt
Organism: Suillus bovinus
Lineage: Eukaryota; Fungi; Basidiomycota; Agaricomycetes; Boletales; Suillaceae
Exons: 1
Coding region: 97-2265 (722 amino acids)
Biological process (GO): post-transcriptional gene silencing
Cellular component (GO): cytoplasm; peroxisome
Molecular function (GO): CCR4-NOT complex binding; mRNA base-pairing post-transcriptional repressor activity; RNA nuclease activity
Source: RefSeq, a predicted model, not a curated record